AUGCCUGGUUUAUCCUCCUACCUAGUUUCCGCACUAUCACUGGCAUCAGUUGCCCUAGCAUCUCCAAUUGCAAAGGCGCAGCUUGUGGGACGAGAUACCUCGCUCCUAGCAUCCUACGACUAUGUUAUUGUUGGUGGUGGGACCAGUGGUCUGAUUGUCGCCGACAGACUUACUGAGAACUCAUCCAAAACCGUGCUCGUGAUUGAAUCCGGUAAUCUGGACGACCAGGAAGAUGGAGUUCUUGUUCCUGGCAUGGCGGGUGGUACAGGAAAGAAUCUUCUGGCUGCGCAUGUUGUUGGCGGAGGGACCGUCGUGAACGGGAUGUUCUUUGAUCGAGGUUCAAGGGGUGAUUAUGACCUGUGGGAGGCGCUGGGUAAUCCUGGUUGGGGCUGGAACGGGAUAUACCCGUAUUUCAAGAAGAGUGAAACGUUCUCUCCCCCGGAUAAGGCGCUAGCAGACGAGUUCAAUAUCACCUACGAUCCGAGCGCCCACGGCUACCAGGGCGUUAUCAAGUCUAGUUUCCCAAAGUUCCAGUACCAGGCUGUCAAGGACUGGUUCAAAGCUUUCAAGCAGAUUGGUAUUCCCAUUCCUAAGGACGGCGCCAACGGUGAUGCUAUCGGUGCAUUCUGGGUCUCCAACUCCCUAGACAACGACAACCAAACACGCUCUUAUGCAAGACGCUAUUACGAGGAGGCCAAGAAGAGAUCGAACUACCAUCUUAUUACCGGAAAGACAGUGACAAAACUUGUUCUGUCCGGUACUACUGUUACAGGUGUUGAGUUUGCCGGAAGCGCAACUGAAACCGCUACUAAGGUUUCUGCGAAGAAGGAGGUUGUAUUGGCGGCCGGAACAGCACAUACGCCACAGCUUCUUCAGUUGGCCGGAAUUGGGCCGAAGAAGCUGUUGGAGAGCCUAGGGAUCAAGGUGGUGGUUGAUCUUCCCGGUGUAGGAAGCAACUUCCAAGACCAUCCUGUGCUCUACUUCUCGGGAUCAUUCUCAAACGACUACCCGAUCAAUCCUGCACUCCUUACCUCAAACGCUACCUAUGCCGCCGAGCAACUAGCUUUAUACCGUACAAAGCGUGAGGGCCCAUACACUAUCUCCCGUGGUAACUCGGUCGCCUUCAACACUCUCCCCCAGCUCAGCUCCCAGUCGAUCGCCAACAACCUUAUGCAAAAAGCCCUCUCUCAGAACCCCGCCGACUUCUACCCCGCCGGCACCGACUCCACCAUCCUCGAGGGCCACAAGCGCCAAACAGAGCUCCUCGCAAACUACAUCUCCAGCGGCCGUGUCGCCAUCCAAGAAAUCGCCUUUGGUGGCUCCGCCGGCGGUGGAAAUGGCCUCGAGAAGCCGUUCUCACGUGGUAGCAUCAACAUCAACUCUACCGACCCAUGGGCUGCUCCCGUCGUUGACUAUGGUGUCAUGAGUAACCCGGUGGAUAUGGACAUGAUGGUGCAGCUCAUCCGCUUUGUGUGGAGGCUCUAUGAUACUCCAGCCCUCCAGGCGCUAGGUGCGAAGGCGCUCACACCAGACCCAGCGAAUGACUCGGAUGAGGCAAUCAAGGCAGCGAUUAGGGCAACCCUGACCCCGACGUUUGCGCACCCGAGUUCGACGUGCUCGAUGAUGAGGAGGGAGUACGGAGGUGUGGUGGAUAGCACGUUGAAGGUUUAUGGAAUGAAGAAUCUGAGUAUUGUGGAUGCUUCACUUAUUCCAAUGACUCCUGCGACACAUAUUCAGAGUACCGUGUAUGCUGUGGCGGAGAAGGCGGCAGAUAUCAUCAAGAGUAGGCAGUGA
Molecule: messenger RNA, 1794 nt
Organism: Morchella importuna
Lineage: Eukaryota; Fungi; Ascomycota; Pezizomycetes; Pezizales; Morchellaceae
Exons: 5
Coding region: 1-1794 (597 amino acids)
Biological process (GO): secondary metabolite biosynthetic process
Molecular function (GO): oxidoreductase activity, acting on CH-OH group of donors; flavin adenine dinucleotide binding
Source: RefSeq, a predicted model, not a curated record